Messenger RNA from Drosophila obscura, 1007 nucleotides. It is a transcript of the gene amx, whose product is annotated as TM2 domain-containing protein almondex. Lineage: Eukaryota; Metazoa; Arthropoda; Insecta; Diptera; Drosophilidae. Bases 92 to 916 code for a protein of 274 amino acids. The transcript has a single exon. The record is from RefSeq and is a predicted model, not a curated record.
AUACCCACUGGUCGACAACGGGUUAAGUGUUCUCUGUCCAUGAAUAGCAAAACAAUUCAACUAAAUUUCCUUCGAAGAUUUGUUGAUCAAAAUGAGACCACAACGUCAAUGCAUUGUCGUGAAUAGGCGCUCCGCGAUAGCGCUCAUCGUUAUAUUCGUGCUAAACGGCAUCAAGAACAGCGAGACGGCCAGCGGUGGCAACCAAAUGGAUCUAUCCGAUGCAAAGGGCGAUCACAAGGACAACAGCAACGCCAGCAAUAAUAAUAACAACGACAACGAAGUAUUUAUGCCCGCCCUGGGCAAUAUGGUAUCCAAGACAUCAUCAUCAUCAUCAUCCUCCAGUGGAUCCAUCGAUAACAUAACCACCUACACCAGCAGCAGCAGCAACAACAACAUGCUGUGUCCAUUCGAUAGAGAGACGCCCUGCGACCGACUGCAGUUCCCCUGCAUCCGAUGCAGCUACAACUAUGGCUGCUUCUAUGGACGCGAGGUGAACGUCACCUGCGAGGCCAUCACCAACGUGCAGUGCCAGGGCGAGCGCAGCUUUCAGCGCCAGAUGAGCUGCCGCUACUGCUACCAGACGGAGCUCUGGCAGCAGAGCUGCCUGCAGCGUGCCAAUUGCAAUAAAUUCUAUCGCACCAAUUGCACCGUCCACCAGGAUGUGCUCUGUCUGGGCAAUCGUUCGUUUACACGCAAUCUAAAAUGCAACUGGACGCAGGGCUAUCGCUGGAGCACAGCGCUCCUGAUAAGCCUCACCCUGGGCGGAUUUGGGGCCGAUCGCUUCUAUUUGGGCCACUGGCAGGAGGGCAUUGGCAAGCUGUUCAGCUUCGGAGGCCUCGGCGUUUGGACCAUCAUCGAUGUUCUGCUCAUAUCGAUGCACUAUUUGGGCCCAGCCGAUGGCUCGCUCUACAUUUAAGAGAUGUACAUAUACAUAUGUGGGAUCUAAUCUAUAGCUUUAAGAACGACUGUCUGUUUGUUAGCCAAAUGCAUAGAAUAUAAGCAACAAA